AUGGCCGGUGGUUUACCUAAUCCCGUACCUGACGCUCAAUUCUCUCCAGCAUCAACUUCGAAUUCCUCUGCGAUAUCAGUGUCAUCCCAGACACCAUUAAACACAAAGGAUUCAAUGGCAACUUCUCCGACAAGGGAAUCUCAUGUGGACAAGUCCAUCGAUGCCACACCAGAAAAGUCUUCAGAAGACAACGGCAACACAACCUACUUCUUGCUUGAUAUUUCAGAGCCAAGUCAGGAAGAAAACCUAAAUAACCAAAGCGAGCCCGAAAGUGUAUCUCGACGUAUAAGCCGCAGAAGCUCCGAUUCAUCCAGCUCUAGUGUGUCAGCCCAGGUUGUCAUCGACCACGGAGGUUCGCUGCCACGGCGGCUAGAGAAAAGCAGAGCUGCUAGGCUAUUGCGCACAGGCGAUGACGAAUCCGAAAGCGACUACAACUACAGCUAUGUACCUGUCAGGAACAUUCCUGAAACCGAAGCUCUGUCGGGCCAACACCGACGCCGUAGAAGCACACAGAUGCAUUUGAACCAAUCGUUUGAUAACGCACAUGACGAUGUUGAAGAAGGCAGCAGAUCUGCUGUAGAAACUCCAUCUGGAUCAGAAAAAGAGGACGAAGACGAAGACGACGACGAAAACGGAGAUUAUCGGAACCACAGCCACAGCCACCAACACCACCGUCAUCGACGCAACCAUCGUAGAAGACAACGAGACCCAAAGGAUAGACAUGCUAGACGAGACAGGAAAGGCAAAGGUGUGACGGUCUAUACAGAUGAACAGGAAGAUCUGAUGGACGAAAUGCCUAGCUGGGAUCAGGAAAGAAUGCGACAACAGAGCAACGGAAACUACCAGCCCAGUGAUGAUGAUAUCCCACACGAUCAUGUCCGGUACAGAGAUAGAUCGAUGCGCAGAAGAACAAAGCGCAAAGUUCAGGGACUAUUGCAGACCGAUCUUCACACACAUUCAUGGAGUAGAAGAGAAAGCUUUCAAUCUAACCGUGAUCCAGGUCUAUCAAGCGAUACCGCCUUGAGGAAAUUGCUUUACAUUGCACAUCAAAUAAUCGAUGAAAAGAGAAGCCGGAUAUCAAGAACUGCUGAUAUCUGGGCUUGGUUGAUUCGACCAGAGAUGAUCAUGUCUAUCUUUACUGCUAUUUCACUCCUGACAUUUUACAUUGCUGGGCGUAUUAAGGGCGAUCCUUACCAAUAUCGCGUUACAGGAGCAUUGGUAGAAGCGAUCUUGAUUAUAGUAAUGUCAGUGUGGAAUUGGUAUAUCUGUCAUCGAGAACAGCAUCUCACCGACUGUGAAAUGACUGAUCGCGCAGCAACAAUUAUAUCAGCCUUGGAAAGAAGCGGAAUGAACAUGGUCCAGGAUACAAAAAUCCCUUUUAUUCCCUCAAUGUCUGUUGCAAAGGUAGUUCGAGAUGGUGUGGUACGAACAUUUCCCGUAAACCUCUUGGUAGAAGGCGAUGUUGUGGAAAUGCUUUACGGAGACGUUGCGCCUGGUCGGAUGAAGUACAUCCACAAAUCUUCUCAUACACAAGACAACCCAGACUAUGAUAACUCGAACGCAAAUAAAACCACAGAGGGUCCAAAAGAACAAGCAGCAGCAGCAGCAGCAGCAACGGCAACAAACACAACCGCAACCACAACGACUAGCUUUGAUCUUCAGACAAGAGAAUAUUACCUUGCCCAAGACCAGACAUUCAAACCAUCGUUUUUUGGAAUCCCUCCUCCGGCUGGAUUGAUGGAAGAGUAUCUACGUGCCCGAGGUCGUCAUCAAUUCUUACUCUUGGAAACCCCUUUGGAGAAAAAUAUGCGGGCAGCCUUGGCACAAGAGCGGCCGCAGACAGUCAUUGCCAACGAAGCACGGAAACUGAUGCGUGUAUUUUACCAUUACAUCAUCUGGAUCGUCUUUUGCGCUUCAAUUGUCGUCAAUCUCUUGCGCUUCGGCCUUCGAGACCGGCUAUUAGAUGAUUUCCCAGCUGACCAGGUGGCCGAACUGAUCCUCGUCCUUCCAUUCUACACCAUCCUCCCUCUUCUACCCCUCUGCUUGCCAUCACUCUGGAUGGUUGCCCGUAGCUUUGGAAAUGCUCAGCUACUGAUCUUGUUUGAAGCCCUCCAGAUUUCAAAAACAGAAUACGAAGAUGAUAGUGAAGUAGAUGAAUUUGACGCUGAAGCACCCCCACCUACAAAGGAUGUCGAGUUGAGUCCUAAUGCCGUCUGGGACAGGUUUUGUUCUUUGCUGACAAAAUGGGAUCGCCUUUCUCUCACAAGAUCUACCAACCUGCUUGAAUCUCUUGGAAGUAUAACGGUGAUCUGCUGUCUUGAUAGAGAAGGCACAAUAGCAAACCCUUUUCCUACCGUGGAACAAAUAAUGUUUCCGAAUUCUGAAGAGGAUAUAAGCUAUUUGGAUGUGGAAGAAGAUUCAGAUGAACCUUUUGGUGUUAAAUUUGAAGACCAAGACUGGGAAAAGAACUUGCCAUGCUUAAAACCACUUGGAUUAAACUUUAUGCUGAAUACCAACUGUGGUAUCAUUCAAGGCAGAAAACGAUCCGAUUAUCACCGACGGCGUUCAAAGCUUCAUGUUUAUGGAAAAACAUCUCCAGCCAGACAAUCUUGCCUGUGUCGAUUGGGAAAAUGUAUUGGUUUUAGAGAAGAGGCUCUUCAGUCAUUUGUGUCAAGAGCCGAGAUUUACACCUUUGCACCUUACCAUGAUAUUUUGAGUACACCCCGAUACAAGUACAGCCAGUACUUUUCUUUCGAAGUUCCCAAUGCGCUUUCCACUGUAUUUGAAGAAAAGACGACAGAGAGUUAUCAACUCCUGACAGAUGGCCAUCCUACUCUUGUAUUGGAAAAAUGCUCUGAUUACUGGGACGGAAGUGCAUUGCAAACCAUGAGUGAAACGAUGGAGAAGAAAAUAAAUGACUUUUUCUACAACGCAAUGGUUCAUGACAUGCAAUGCAUUGCCUAUGCAUACCGACCUAUCAACACUGCAAACGGACACCGAAUUCCUUUCUUGAGCCCUUCCGAUGAAGAAGAUCCUGGUUGUGCAUUUGUUGUCCUGCCACACAAAUCACAAAGCUCUGAUAGCUCAAGUAGCAGCAGCUCGGAGAGCGAAUCAGAGGCUUCUUUGAUAUCUAAAGCCUCAGCUGGCCCCUCACAUACUUCUACAAAGCACAAACGUCGGUCAUCUAAAGUUAUCACUAGCUCAGGUAGCCAAUCUUCAAGUGAGGAUAGUUCAAGUGAUUAUUCGUUUGAAGAGGAUGAACCAGUGGAUGAGCAAGAAGAAGAGACAUUUUACAAGGAAGUUGUCAAGGGCCAGAUUUUCCUUGGAAUAGCAGCCAUGUGCCAUCAGCCAAAACAGAAUGUAGUAGAUUUUAUCGAAGAUUUGGGUCUUGCCGGUAUUCGAUUUGUCUAUUUUUCACCUACUGCCGAAAGAGAAUCAAAAGCAUUUGCCGAAAGACUGGGACUUGAAACCGACUGGAACAGCUGCAUCUUGCUAUCCAGUCCAGAUGAUGAGAAUUGUGGGAAUGGAUACUUGCAGAAACAUGACAUCAAGGCACAGCUUCCCCGAGGAAUCGAUCAAAUAAGACCCCAUCUAGAAGAUGUGGAUGAUAUUCCACUCCACGUAUCCUUAUUUGCAGAGUGUACUCCUCGUGCAAUGAAAGAAAUGAUUCGUAUAUUCCAGGAAUACGGUGAAGCUGUGUGUUGUAUUGGAAACGCAUUAAAUGUUAAAAACACAGAAUCAUUUGCUCUGGCUGAUUUUAGUAUCGCCAUGGAACCUAUGCACACAAGAGCUCAGACAAAAGGUCGUCUGUCGUUGAAUGAUCGACAACCUCCACUCGCCGUGGGUGCGUCUCUUGUUAGUCUUCCUUGUGGACUUUUUAUGCAAUAUGAGACUAGUCUUUAUGCAGUGACUCAGCUCAUAAGAGACGCUAGAAGACUUCUUAGCUGCGUGCGAAUGGGAUUUGCUUUCUAUGCCGGCUCAUGUAUGUCUCUGACAAUCAUGCAAUUCCUUGCAUCAUGUGUGCUUUUACCUCCAAUUCUGUCGGGAUACCAGAUUAUUUGGAUUAUGUGGAUUAUACUUCCACUACUUACAAUGUCUAUGCUCUUUUCACCAAAAGAAGACAAUAUUAUGCUGCUAGUACCUGGAAAAAACAUUGAGCAUUUAAGAGAUCUUGGUCGAUUUAUGGUUUACUUUGCUCUUCGGUUCACAUUGACUAUCAUCAUGUCAAUUACUAUAUUUGUUUUGACAUUGGCCUAUUCGUUGAAUAUUACUGCUUCCGAUAUAUUUGGUGGAUUUGGUGAGCGUGGUUGGCUGCACUGGACAGCAGAAGAACAAUGGGCGUUAUUGUAUGCCCAAAACUUUAUGCUUAUUGUCUUGGGUAGAGCAGGAAUCUUCAAUUUGUUAGCCUGGAUGUCACCCUCGUUUUUGCACCGAACAUCAUCACUCUUUGAAUUCAAUCCUUUUAGAAAUAGGGUUUGGGUUGGUGCAUUCUUUACAAGCAUUAUUCUACAAAUCUGCUUCUGUGCCGUGUCUUUAUCCAACGGUCCGUUUGAUUUGGCAAGGAUCCCAUGGUUUGUGUACUUUAUCGGUCUAGGCUUUCCGCUUGUCCUGGUGCCUGUUCAAGAAUUAGUAAAGAUGCAUGACAACAAAGAGUUUACCCGAUUCCAAAAGAGAUCCAAAUUGGAAUUUAGCACAAAGAUUCGAUGUGUAAUAAUGCAGAUAAUUUUGAAUGAUAAUCAUCUCCAUACUAGUCCUAAGCAGAAAAUGUUCAAUCGACCUUUUGACCAACUAGUUCUCAAACACAAUCAAGCAAAUCAUUACUCUAACUCACCUUAG
Phycomyces blakesleeanus NRRL 1555(-) is the source of this 4836-nucleotide messenger RNA. RefSeq lists its product as hypothetical. The transcript has 21 exons. Gene Ontology annotation, molecular function: nucleotide binding. NCBI's taxonomy places the organism in Eukaryota, Fungi, Mucoromycota, Mucoromycetes, Mucorales, Phycomycetaceae. The record is from RefSeq and is a predicted model, not a curated record. Bases 1 to 4836 code for a protein of 1611 amino acids.